This is a messenger RNA of Saccharomyces kudriavzevii IFO 1802, 1560 nucleotides long. It is a transcript of the gene ASF2, whose product is annotated as Asf2p. NCBI's taxonomy places the organism in Eukaryota, Fungi, Ascomycota, Saccharomycetes, Saccharomycetales, Saccharomycetaceae. The record is from RefSeq and is a predicted model, not a curated record. The coding region runs from base 1 to 1560 and encodes 519 amino acids. The transcript has a single exon.
AUGUCGGCGAACCGUGGUAUCUUGAAUGCCAUUGUCUGCAGUGCAGCGGUCCGUAGUGACCAAGAGUUGAGCUCACCGUUUUGCACGGAUGAAGAAGAUGCGGCUGUGACGAAAGGCCCCGGUACUUCUUCUAGAGUGCAGAAGAGUCGUUCGUUAACAGAGAUGGAAAGUAAGAUCAAGGACCUGCAAUCGUUGAUUGGCCACUAUCAGGAGAAUGAAGCUGUUUUAGUGUCUAGCACCAACGUCCUGUCCAGCGAAAUCAUGGGCUAUGAAAUUCAGAUGGCUGGUUUACACGGGAAAAUAACGAGCAUGAUGGACAAAAACGACGCAUUGAGGAAAACGUGCAAGAGCUUCUCCGAAAAGAGGGGAAGAUCUGUACCGCUGUUUCCGAGGAGCGAUGCAGAAGCACACUGCGAGGAACGCAGUGUGCUUGUUGAUCUCAAGGAGGAAGUCUGCGCUAAGCUUCAGGAUUGCAACAGUAUCCAGAACACGGUGAAUGCCAAAUUGGACGAGGUCCAUGAAUUUUAUGAAAAGUACUACGAGGACCUCGAGCUGAAUUUUGCUGACAAAGUAUUCGAGAGGGACACGACAAAAGAGUUGGCUAAAGUGAAGCAAGAAUUGAAGAAUGUAAGGAAAAACUCCGAGAUCAAAGUGAACAACCUGCAAAUACAAUUGAUACAGGCAAACAAGUCGUUAGAACUUCUCAAGAGAGAGGUCAAAGUGAAGGACGACUGUAUAAAGUGCAUCCCUGAGCUUGUUAACAAAACCAACAGCACGUUGCUGUCAUACAAGAAGAGCAUCGCCAACCAAAAGGAGACUAUUGAAGCGUUGCAGACGGAGCUGUCGCAACAGACAGAGGCGCAAAGACUAGUGGAAAUGCAACUGCAAGCGCAGACGCCCACCAACGUGACUCUGGUGGACCCCUUUGACGACAACGAUCCCAAAGAACUGCUCGCCACGCAGGAGAAGCAGCUACAGGAGCUGAGAUUGCAAAAGAAAGUAAGCGACGAGAAAAGCCGGACCGCUCACUUGCAUCUAGAAAAGCAAAAUAGCACUAUCAGUCUAUUGCAGAGCUACAUAACAUCAUUAGUUCAAAGACUGCCGCCAUCGCAGUACCAGCCCCACCCAAAUCCGCUACCAAUGCGACGCAAAAGUCAAAAAUACCGCAGCGGAAAGUCGUCCAGGUUGGCUCCCACUACAGCAGUUACGCCAAGAUCCGUCUUGCUUUCGCCGCAGCAUGCAAGACACAACAACACCACUACCAUCGGCAACCCUCAGCUGCUCCUGAUGGCGGUGCCCAACGAACACUCACAACCUGCGCAGGACACGAUGGUGCUCGCGCCAAAACUGCAUCUUGACCACAUUCCAAGGCCGCCGCCCCACUUUUCAAAGCAACGACUACCACCACGUAUCCUCGAUCUGAACUCUUCAACUUUGAAAACGCUGCCAGAAGCGCCACAAAGCACCCAUACUGAUUUGCAGCAACUUACUCACGACGAUCAACUAUCGUCAAAGGACAAAUCCCAAGAAAAGACAGAGAGAGACGAUCUGCGAGACUAG